GCGAGAAAAGGCACAGUAACUUGUUGUCAACAUGUUAAAAUAGUUAGAUUUCCGUUAAUUUCCACUUGAUCUCGACGUUACGAAGGCAAGAUGUCCAGUGGAUCCGUUAGUCUUCUUGAGCUGGUGGACUUGUCACUUGGAACACCGGAAAUCGUAAAUUACAAGGGUUUACGAACGGUCCUGAUUGCGAUUGUCGAGAACUUGAAACUCAGCGAUGUGCGCGCCGACAUCAAGGAGGCCGACCGGGCGGAGCUGCUUGCGGCCGCUGCUGCUGCUUCCCCGUCCGGGUCGGACAGGGGGAGUGUGGAAAGCAAAAGUAAUUUAAUUCGGCUUCACAGUGCGGACUCUUCCAAGGAGGUACACGAUUUGGAGAAGAAAGUGUCUCGGUUAGAAUCACAAAUUGAGGCCCUGAAUUCGCUGCCGUCAAAUGAGAAUUUGAGGGCCCGUUCUACGGAAGGAAUUAAACCGAUGUCGGAGAUGUGGCAACUGAUGCAACUGCAGAAGAAGGCACUGGCAAACGAGGAAGGUGUAUCAAAGUUAAUGAGUAUGGUUGAAGAUCUUCUCGGAGAUUUGUCAGCCCUAAAAGAAAAAGUCAAUGGCUUCGGAGGAGAAGUUUCAAACUUAAACGACAGGCUAAGCAAGGUGAUUUCUAAUGAAGACAGAAUCAAUGAGAGGUUACAGAAGCUAGAGAACUCAACGGCGAACAAAGAUAAAAUGGAUGAACUCCAGAAAUUAAUGAAUGAUUUGAACAACAGGAUCAACAAUCUACCACCCCUUGAUCUCCUGGUGACGUGGCCGGCCAUGGAAGAUGCCCUGAAGGGGGUAUACAGGGAGCCCAUAGCGGUGUAUGACCACGCUAUGCAGACUCUCACAAUGACUGAGACAUCUAAUGUACAGACAAUGCCAACAAAAAGCUCAUACUCCCAAACAAGGACACCAAGUCCAGGUCCUCCAUCCAACCCUCCGUCUCGACCAGGCUCUGCCGCCCAUCCUUCCAUGGAGAUCCAACGAAUCUUAAAGGACAUCGGCGAGCUCAGAGGAAAACAUGCUGGCUUGGAUAACAGAGUCACUACUUUAGAGGAUCUGAUGAAGACCAAGGCAGACUUGGAUGAUGUUAAGAAGUUACUUGGAGAGAAGAAAGACGUUCCGGACGAUCUUACAAGAAUGUUGGAGGAACUCAAGGAGGGGUUAGACUCAUUGCGAGAGGGCAAAGACAAGAUGAAUGAACUAGACAGGUGGAUCAGCGAGCAAUCUAAGAUGGUGCCCGCCUCGACAGAAGAUAUACAACAACUCAAGGAAGACAUGGCGGCGAUGGAGGCCGGUCUGGCGGCAGAUAUAGUCGCCAUGGCUAAAAACCUCCCAGUAGGGAGUGCCGUGUCUGUUGCCAGGCUUGACAGCAUCCAUACACAACUUCAGGACCAACUGGAGGGUCACACUCACGGCUUGACCCAAGAGCUGGGCAAGCAACUGACCAGCGUCGCCUCCAGACUUAACCACUUAGAGUGGAAGCUGGACUCACAGGGCAAACAGAUGGAGUCGCGGGCCUCCAUGGGGAUGCUGGUGGCUAGGGAGACGCUGGACCAAACAGCAGGGUCGGGAGGGGGUCUUGACUUGGAUAGUGAAAUUGUGACGAAUAUGCAGAAAUUAAUACUCCAACUACAAGCAGAAGUGGACAAACUGAACCACACCUGUGUACAACUUGUGGACGAACACAACAGCAAACAAAAACACAUUGAUGCAUUGUAUACAUUCGUAGAUAGACUUCAAGAGAAUAAGGCUGACAAGGAACAUGUCAUCAUGGAGAUAGAUGUGAAAGCCGACAAGCGUGCCUUGGAGAACAAAGUCAGCACGACACAAUUCCAGGGAACGGUGGAAGAGCUGUCCAGGAACCUCAAUGACGUCGCUGACAAAUUGUCUGGCCACCGCUCAGCAUGGCAGGAAGCAGUAAGUGAGAUGAAACUAGACAUUGAUAACAAGCUGGACCGGAUGGAACUGGACCCGCUUAAGUCGUAUCUCGAUAACCGCAUUAAGUCGGUCGGAGCUAAGAUGGUACGGAAGGUGGAGGUGGACACAUCACACGAAGAUGCAGCUGGCUUUAGAAAGCCUCUUAUUCAAAGAUACAACUGCAUAUCCUGUGACAGGCCGCUUGAUAUGACACCACAACCGCCGUUAGCAUCUCUUCCUGAGUCUAAGGGUCUUCCUGGAAUGAGAUCUGGACGACCGUACACAACGUUCGAACUAGAACAGAUCCGUGCAGCUCAGAAAAAUGGGAACAAUGUGGAUGUUCCAGAUUACUUUGCAACGAGCAGAAGUUGUGGAGGAAGUCACACCAUGACAUAUCCACACAGGCGGAAUACUCGUAUGGCUAAUUUAACUGGGAUUGCACGAGAAGAAGAUGUUCCAGUUACUUUUGUAAAUGGAAAGAUGGAGGCUGACAUUCAAGGACAAGAUGGUCACAUCUACAAAGGACGAAUUGGAGCUGACGAUAUCGAAAGAUUACCAACUAUAACACCACAAAAGCUCUCAUCUGCAAGGUCCCCUCGUCCAACCAGCUCCAGGAACCAUCUCUCCAAAUCAACCCCCGAGCGGUCAUUGUCCCGUCCAACAUCAGGCCGUCCGCAAUCUCGCCUCCAAUCCCGUCCAACGAGUGGACGCCCACAAAGUGGACGCUCAUUAAGAUCACCUACGAAUCAGGCUGAGGCUGGCCCUCGACCUAUGACCCCGUCCAAUACUAUAGAGGUCACAGCUGAGGUCCCUGUAGAGGAGGAUUCUAAUAGAAACACUAUCAAUGAGCCGGCGGAACGACCCCUGGAAGUCCAAUAGAUUCAGUAGUUCAUACUUGAGGUCUUUGUUUGUUUGUGGAGUGCUUCGUCUUUCAAGUACAGAACUAUAUGGUGGACGCAUAGAAAUAGAACCCGGAGAAUGUGUGUGUCACUUGAUGAUGACGUAAUGAUCAUUUGCCAUACACGCGUUUCACGUGGUGCGAUAAGCGGCGUCAACAGACGACACACAGGGCGGUCAAGCUCAGCGUUCUCCGGGUUCUUUUUCUAUGGGUGGACCUUUGGGUGGCCUUUUUGUUUUCUUUCAUUAUAGCAUAUCACUGUGACCAAACGGAGGCUGGAAGAAUCAAUAGUCUGGCCCCUUUGCCGUGUGCACCUGCACAUUCAUGAGAUGCAAGUAAAGGGUACCAGACAACAAAAAUUGCCACCAUGGUAUGAGAAAGGUCUAUAAAUACACCACUAUCCAAAUUUUAAAAAAUUCAAGAAAAAAUAAACCUGCAUUGCAAACUACUCUUAUCUAGAUGACUUUUUUCCUGAUAUAUUCGAUCAUGUGUAAAUGAUUUCCAUGCAGUGAAUUAUUCUUACUAUUUAUUUAUUUUUAAAAGCACCACUAUCAUUCACAACAUUUCAUUUAGUGCAGAUCUUAUUCACAAGUUUAAAGGUUGGUUUAGAUUAUGAAGUCAGUGACAAGUGUUUUCGGCACCCGGAACAAAGAUACUGAUCUAGGGAGACAGCCAAGAUUAGGGUAAAUAUUGGUAGAGUUCCAGAACGUUUGUUCAGUCGUUGGUUCAAAUCCUGCUCUCCCCAUAUAGCCGGUAGUAUUUUCUAACAGACUUGUUUGAAGGAACAUGUGAUUUGUAAAACCAGUGAUAUCCGUACAAAACACAGUGCCCAAUUUCAUGGAGCUGUUUGGAGAGUAAAAAAAAGCUACGCAUAAAGCUACCAGCCAAAAUACCGCAUCACACAUACUACAUGUGACUGAUAGUAACCUGCUUUCGGUGUUUGGUAUCGGAUGUGCAGUGUGGGCACCAGCUAAAGCUUAGGUGCCUCCCGUCUGCUUUACACUUUUGUUAAUGGACACCGACAUGUAAUGGCUACCGGCAUAGGCAACUUGCAGGUACCAGCUGCACUACAUGGAUAGUUGUGAGAAUUACUGAUGGUCGUUAGCUGUGAGAGUUAUCGUUUGUUAUGCAUGUUUCAUUAAUGUUGAAAUCAGUGAAGUGUUACUUAAUGGUGAAAUCAGCCAUCGUGACAAACAAAUGAGAUCUGAGCUAAAAACUGACGUUCAGUAUUGUGUAAUGUUAAACAGGGUUAGCAGAGCGUAGCAAUAUUAACUUCGCGAAAGUUCAUUUUGUAAAGUGCCAAUGUUUUCUGAUUUUUACAAAUGACUAAACUAUCGAUACAAAAUCUCACACUGACAUAGAUUGUACACAAGAACAAAUUCCAGAACGUAGGUGGAGUGAGUUAAUUUUUAAACCAGUAAUGAAUGCUUAAAUAAAUAAAAAUUCUUGUUAUUUACAAAACCAAACUUGGUCAACGAAAUAACAAAGCUUUUGAGGUUUGUUUAGUUUUUUAACUUUCUGAAUGUGUUGAAAUGAAACAGGUAGGCCUAUUAUUGUAGUCAUUUGACUAAAAUUGUUGCUUAUAAAUACUUCCUAAUUUAUUUGAUGGAAACAAAGAGAGGGUCUAUAAGUCUUCAAUUGCCAUCCUGCAAGUUGAACUAAAGAGGAAAACGUUUAAAAACAAUUCCAUCUAUGAAAUAAAUUGAGAUUUUAUCAAUAAAAAAAAUAUCAUAAUAACAAUGGGAUUUUAAUUGAAAAUUUCAACUAAUCAAUGCAUGUAAGUUCUGCUAAUUGAAAAAGGUGCUUUUUUAAAUAAUAAAAAAACAAAAUCAUGUUGCACCUUUGAAAGAUAAAAUUGACAAAAAAAAAACCCACAAAAUUUGGGCUGUUUUUUGUUGUUUCACCCGUAACUGCACAAACUAUAGCAUACAUGACCAGCACAAAGAGUCCUAAGUAUAAAACAGUGAAUUGUAAAUAUUUAUUUUCUAAUUUAAACACUGUACGAUAAAGAGAGAUUUAUUGUUUCUUUUGUGUACAUUUCUGAAUCUUAAUCAUGUAUUUUAAAAGCGCAUGCAAUAUUUGUACAGAUAGUCAACAACUUUGCAUGUGUUUUAAUGCAGUCCGUUUAUGCACCUUGCAAUAAAAUUUUAAAAAGA
Messenger RNA from Asterias rubens (European starfish), 4998 nucleotides. Its product is annotated as glutamine-rich protein 2-like. The transcript has 19 exons. The record is from RefSeq and is a predicted model, not a curated record. The coding region runs from base 91 to 2823 and encodes 910 amino acids. Lineage: Eukaryota; Metazoa; Echinodermata; Asteroidea; Forcipulatida; Asteriidae.